GUGCACAAUGAAUCAUAUUAUAAAUCUUUAUCAUAAUCUUUUGCAAAAAAAUGUUAUCGUCGAGUACUUUUACGAAAAUCUAGAUACAUCAAAUUUUAGCUUUUUACCAAAAUAUUCCCUGGCUCAAACCAUUGUUUCGAGUAAUUCCUGUAUAAAUAAGAAACCUGCGUAGUGCUAAAAUGAAGCUAUUUACAUUCUCUCUUGAAAAUCGUCCACCCAGUUUUAUCGUACAAGUGAUAGUGUAUUAACUAUGGAAAGUAACACGAAUCGCUUGGAAGUAGUCUAUAAACCUACCAUCAAAACCAGAGAUGGAGUUAUUAUGGAAAGUGAUAAAACUCAGAAUUGCUCACCAACUAUAUACUUAACUGUAAGCAUAGUCAAUCUGGCCUUGUUAUCAUCAAGUACGUCACUAGUGUGGUCCUCUCCCGUCCUGCCGUACUUACUAUCAAACGAUACCAACAUAAAUCCUCUGGGACAGCCGAUCACAGCAUCUCAAACAUCCCUCAUUAGUGGAUUACCAUACCUGGGAGGAGUUAUUUUCCCACUUGCUUUUGGAAAACUAUGCGACAUCUAUGGCCGAAGAAAAAUUAUGCUUUUGAUGGCAAUGCUUACUCUUGUCAUGUUCGUGGUACUAGCAACCGCUAGAAGCAUCUAUGUGUAUUAUAUAGCCAGGACAGUAUUAGGGGGGUUACUGUACUAUAGUUUCGUAGUUAAUAACAUUUACGGUAACGAAAUAGCUGAAGAUCAUAACAGAGCUAAACUUUCAUGUCUGCUUAUCGUGUCUCAUGUAUUAGGUAUACUAUAUGGGUAUAUUUUAGGUUUAUUUUUUAAUGUGAGAAACUAUACUUUAGUUUGUGCCGCUCCUUUGAUUGUCAGUAUUACUGGAAUGCUAUUUUUUGUACCCGAAUCUCCAUAUUAUUUAGUUAAGCACGACGAAUCACAAGCAAUUGAAGUACUAAGAAAACUUAGACAGAGACAUGAAGUUAGUAAAGACAUUCAGAAAAUCAAAGACACAGUUAAUAAUGUCGAAGGACACGACAAAUCAAGUUGGCGGCGUUUAGUAUCUGAUCCUGUAAAUAGGAGGGCAUGUAUAAUUUGUAUAGGAGCUAUGUCCUUGAACUUAUUUUCCGGUACUACUGCUAUAAUGGCCUUUAGUGGCUCCAUCUUUAACUCCAUAGGUGUUCCUGGGAAUCUUGUAUCUGUUGCACUAGGUCUAGUAAAAUUUUCUAUGACUGUGGUAGCAUUUGUCAUAGUGGGCAAAUUUGGUAAAAAGAAGUUAAUGUUGGUAUCAGCAACAGGCUGCUCCUUGAGUCACUUAACCGUAGGCGCAUAUUUUUACCUGAGAAGCAUAGAACUUGACGGGAUAGAAUCAUUUGCAUUGAUACCAGCUGUGAGUGUUUUACUAUACAUAGGAUUCUAUGGAGUCGGACUCGGCAUUGGUGCAACAGCAUUAACAGGCGAACUAUUUGCGGACGAUGUCAAAACAGCUGGUAAUAGUUUGGUCUUUGUACAAUCAGCUCUGUUGGGUUUCGCAGUAACCUCUCUAUUUCCGUUAGUUACUCAUUACCUAGGAAUGUACUGGCCUUUUUUUAUGUUUUCUGUCAUUUGCGCAGCGGGGUUGAUCUUUAUUUGGUACUUUGUGCCAAAGACGGAUGAUAAAAGCUUUCUGGAGAUUCAGGAGAUUCUGAGAAAGAAAAUUUCAAAAAAGUAAACUUAAUUUAUCCAAAGUAUGGAUAUUUUGAAUAGUACCGAACUCGCGGCCAAACUCGUCCUAGUUCUUUUCUCGCUUCCAUGUGGCAGCUACAGUCUGGAACUGAAGAAAACACACCGGACGCCUUUAAGAAAGUUCUAGCAUGUAAGGUUCUUCCGCGUGUGGAAUUAGUUUCCUCCAUACUUUGUAUAUUUUGUUAUAGUUAACCAUAAGCCUCCUUAUUUUGUUGUUAUAAUAUAAAUGUGCCUAACAACAAGAAGGCAUCUUAGGGGCUUCGUUUAUAGCGACCUAUAAUCGUUAUCAUAUGGUAUACUAAAUGAGUAUUGUAUUAUAGAAUAAGAAUAUAAAUUAUAAGGAAUCAAAGAUAACAGUUAAAUAAGAAGCUAUUUUUAUUCGUAAGUAUCUGUAAAAUAUUUAAUUAUAGGAUAUUAAGAAAUAUUCUAAGAAUAAGGACAGUGAUAUAUUAUAUAUUAUGCUAUUUAUUUUUGGUACUGCCUCGCAUCGUUUUCUGUCAAC
This is a messenger RNA of Acanthoscelides obtectus, 2227 nucleotides long. The record is from the annotation of a GenBank genome assembly. NCBI's taxonomy places the organism in Eukaryota, Metazoa, Arthropoda, Insecta, Coleoptera, Chrysomelidae.